AUGAUCGGUUGUCAUGUUAAAUUUCGACGUGAAUAUCCGAAUACCUCGCAUUUCGACAUACAAUACGAUGAUUUAGUUGCCCAACCUAUUGAGACAGUGCGCCGCCUUUACAAUCGUUUUGGUCUUGCGUGGUCCAACGAGUUUGAAACAGCCAUGCUUGCUUGGCUACGCAAUAAUCCACAAGGUAAGCAAGGUCGCAACCCCUAUGCACUCAGCGAUUAUGGAAUUAUUCUCGAUGAUAUUACGCUACGUUAUAAAGACUACAUCAGUAUGUUUCUUAAUCCACAGCCUUCUUCUCAUACGGAAGAGAAUACGACCAAAAGUGAAGCUGAAUAA
This is a messenger RNA of Rotaria sp. Silwood1, 336 nucleotides long. The record is from the annotation of a GenBank genome assembly. Lineage: Eukaryota; Metazoa; Rotifera; Eurotatoria; Philodinida; Philodinidae.